UUUGACCAUUUUCCCCUAAGAAAUUUCAUCACAGUGGAUAGGUUUCCACAAUAUAUUUUUAUUUCAGUGAAAGUGCAUGUAUUAACAGAAACCAGUUCCACUGAACAUUUUUGUCUAGCUGUAGUUUAGAACUCUCUGUCACAAAACAGUAGAAAAUGCACCGUAGGAAGCUAUCUUGAAUUGCCCUCCUGAGGAUAGACUGAAAAUGGUAAAAUGUCUUUUCUAUCUUUAACUUCUAUGAUUUUCAGAUUUUAGCAUGGCUUCACUGAUAACAAUCACCAGGCCGACCUCAAUGAUCUCUCCUCAUUAAUUAUGUGAAUUGUUAAUUUGUUGUUACACAUUGUGCUAAAAUCUAAUCCGAUGAAGGUGCCUAAUGUGAUCCCUAUUUUACAUGCAGAGAUUUAGGGCUCUGAAAUAUAUUCCAAAUUACAGUCUGGUUUAUCCUUCCUGCUGAAGGCACUGAAUGCCUGGCAACCCAGGGAUACUCUUCACAAUGCUUUAUAUCACUAUCAAUGUGUUGCACUAUGUUUAGCCAAAGACCAGAGUAAACUUCUCCUAUACUGCCCCCUGCGGGGUAAUGGGGAGUUUGGCCACACAGCCUGUUCAAUCUAUGGUCUCUAUUCCAGGAUUGCCAGUCCCCAAUGAUGUUGGUUUUUUUUAACUUGGAAAUGGACUGACACAUACCAAUUCAUGUCAUGUAGCAUUUCACUGUCACUUGACAUAGUUUGGAUUUGAAGUGGGGACCUACAGGGAGAAACUUCAAAGCUUCGAUUAUCAAGGUUAUGGGAAGUAGUGUCAGAUCCCUUGAUUUGAUAAGACACUAUAGAAAAAUUAAGGUCCUGGUUUUUGGUUUUUAUAUUUACCUUGGAGUUGUCCAACCAGUUCUCGUGAUCUAAAGAAAGGAUAAUGUGUGAUCUUUCACUCUUUAUUCUCUCGUUUUAUGUCAUUUUAUUUGCCUUACAUGUGGUGAUUUUCACCUACCUGGAAAAUAGGCACUUCUACCUACACAAUAACCCAUGAUCACAGAAAGAAUUGCUCUUCAGGUAUAGGAUGGCAAGUGAUUUGUGGAUGUGCGUGUAGUUACGUACACAGAUGACAGCUCUCUUGCUGGGUGGUGGGUUCCCUGGGCUCCAUUCCUUGCCACCAGCAUCUCUUAUUACCUUUGUAGCUCAGUGUACUUCUCACUGUCAAUUGGCAGCAUUAGGCAACUGCAUGUGUUAAUCAUAGUGAAAGCAAUGCUUUCAUGUCAGGGCCUCUUAUUAUGGUACUGUGUCUUUCUCUCUGUCUCCGAUGUCCACAAAGUCUUGUGGGGACCAUUACAAGCUGGACAGCUAGCAGCCUAGAAGGAGAAGCAAGAAGCUGUGAAGAAUCUAGAAAAGAGAUGAAGAAGGGAGCUAAAGAUUUUGUUUACAGGUCUGUAACCUGGGAUGAUGAGAGUUUUAUUUUUCAGGUUGACAGGCACUGGAGGAGAUACAGCCAUGACCCAACUAGGUGGUGAUGAUAUCCUCAAUAAUGGCUGCAUAGGCAGUCAUUUAAUGUAACUGCAUAUAGCAUAGAGAUAAUUCAUAUAAUAUAAAGGAACUGAUCAGCCAUUGAGCACAACUACCCCCCCCCCCCCAACAACUUACCAUCUAAAAUGCAACAAAUACAAUAUAUUGGAAAAUUGUUUAGGCACAGAGGUGUCACAGACAGUAUCCACACAGGAGGCUUCACAGGACUGAGAUUUGAGGAAGGAUUUGAUGAAAGGAGAGAAUGAAAAUAUAAGGCACUACGAGAGUGAGGCAUAGGGAGUAUGAAUGACAGUGCAGAGGUAAGAGUGGGAGGCACAUACAGGCAGGAAGUAAGGGGCAGUUUUAGCUGAAACCAGCAGCUAAUAAGAUAAUGUUGGAAUAUAACUGGAGGGUGAAAUGACUGCUGUUAUGACUACCAAAAAUUGUUUGCUGUCUUCUGAGAUUCUCAUUGGCUGGCUAGUUUUUCAGCCCUGGUAGAGCAGGUAUAUCUAGCAGUUCUCCAGAGCUGGGAGAGUGAGAGAGCGGCAAGCACAGAUCAUCGGUCAGAACUUGAGAAUGGAUCUGAAGAUGCUCCUAGUCUUUCUUCUAUCUCUCCUUUAUUCUACUGAAGCCUUCCCUAUUCCGGUAAGAGCAAUUCCACAUAAUCCUUCUAUUUCUUAUAGUUCUGAAAAAGAGGAUGAAUAUGAAAGAGAGCUGGAUACAAAGUCUGACUCCCAGGAGAAGGCUGUUUUUAAUCGAAUUUUGAAAGCUAACAAAGAUAGCUCCCAGUUCUUGCUUGAAGGUGACAUUGUUGCAACAAGGAGCCGCAGUGCUAUGGGCUGUCCAAGUAACUCAUGUUUUUGGCCCCAGGCCAGCGAUGGGAUUGUCCAUGUCCCCUAUGUCUUGUCCUCCGAUUAUGAUGAGGAUAAGAAAAAAACAAUUGCUGAAGCCAUGGCAGAAUUUGAAACUUUGACUUGUAUUCAUUUUGUGGAGCGCAAGACAGAAAAGGACUAUCUAGAUAUUAAAUCUGAAAAGGGCUGCUGGUCUUACUAUGGAAAAAUUGGAGGUGCACAGACAUUGUCUUUGAUGAAGCAAGGUUGCAUAUGGAAAGGGGUAAUACAGCACGAACUGGACCAUGCACUUGGCUUUUUACAUGAACACACUCGAAGUGACAGGGACAAUUACGUGAAGAUUAUGUGGCAGUAUAUUCAUCCAAGUCAUGUAGACAACUUCAAGAAAUACAGUGACUCCAAUAAUCUAGACCUUCCAUAUGACUAUUCUUCAGUGAUGCACUAUAGCGCACACACCUUCUCUAACACCUCUGGGAAAGCAACUAUAGUGGCAAUUCCUGAUGCAUCAGUACCUAUUGGAAAGAAAAAUGGACUGAGUAAUUUGGAUGUGGCCAAAAUUAACAAGCUUUAUAAAUGCAAUCGCUGCAGCACUGUUCUUGAUAAACCAUCUGGGUCAUUGAACUCUUUGAACUACCCAUCAAAGUACUCAGAUAAUAUCAACUGUGUGUGGCUCAUCCGAAUCCCAUCCAAACAGGUUUUUUUGCAGUUUGAAGCCCUUGAUCUUCAGUCCUCAAAAGACUGUCAGGCUGACUAUAUUAAAGUCUAUGAUGGGGUCAGCAAGUCUUCCAAGGUUCUUCUGGACAAGACAUGUGGGUCAAAUUUGCCUGUAAACUUAACAGCUUCUGGUACAACUAUGCUAAUAGAGUUCGUCACUGAUAGUACCGAAACAGGCACUGGUUUCCAAGCCUCCUAUACUUCUGGUGAGUUGAGCAUACAAAUAGGGACAGGGCACAGAAAAAGAAUAUUUCAAGAAGUAAUUAACAGACCUGUGUAG
Molecule: messenger RNA, 3335 nt
Organism: Alligator mississippiensis (American alligator)
Lineage: Eukaryota; Metazoa; Chordata; Crocodylia; Alligatoridae
Product: astacin-like metalloendopeptidase
Exons: 10
Coding region: 2067-3335 (422 amino acids)
Biological process (GO): proteolysis
Molecular function (GO): zinc ion binding; metalloendopeptidase activity
Source: RefSeq, a predicted model, not a curated record